Messenger RNA from Cucurbitaria berberidis CBS 394.84, 3840 nucleotides. Its product is annotated as BRO1-domain-containing protein. The transcript has 4 exons. Gene Ontology annotation, cellular component: endosome. Gene Ontology annotation, biological process: protein transport to vacuole involved in ubiquitin-dependent protein catabolic process via the multivesicular body sorting pathway. NCBI's taxonomy places the organism in Eukaryota, Fungi, Ascomycota, Dothideomycetes, Pleosporales, Cucurbitariaceae. The record is from RefSeq and is a predicted model, not a curated record. Bases 429 to 3425 code for a protein of 998 amino acids. Gene Ontology annotation, molecular function: protein binding.
CGUCUCGCACGCCAACACCAAACCCUCGAGACAUCGUCUUCACCACCAACACAUAAGCUUUGCUGUGCCGCAAGAAUCUCUCCCCAGGAUCCGGAUUGAUACUUGCCCCAUGCAGCUUCCCGGACUGUGCAUACCAAAGUGAACAAGCACCCGACAACGCAGCGCUGCAACGUCAUCCCACCUGUGCACAUCCAUGCCUUCGACGCGACCUCGGACAGCGUGACCGCUCUAUUGCUGCCCGAAGAACAAUUGCAGCACCAAGCAGGAACCACGUAGCCAGCUAGCGACACGAGAGUUCCAUACUCAGCGCUAGCUUUGCAACCGACAGCUGACUGCGCAACCCACACCACCGAGAGAGACCAGGCCUCUCCGCAGCCAUACCUCUCCAAAAAGCCCGCCCAGUGGCGGCCUACUCAGAGCUGUCCACCAUGACGACGCAGAUACCCAUGAUAUCGGUGCCCCUGAAGCAAACCAACGAGAUCGAUUGGGUCGCCCCGCUGAAGGGCUACAUACGCGCAACCUACGGCGACGACCCAGAGCGCUACUCCGAAGAAUGCGGUACCCUGAACCGACUGCGACAGGACAUGCGCGGGGCGGGAAAGGAUAGCGCUGCUGGAAGGGACUUGCUCUACAGAUACUAUGGCCAGCUGGAGUUGCUAGACCUGAGAUUCCCAGUCGACGAGAACCAUAUCAAGAUUAGCUUUACAUGGUUCGAUGCCUUCACGCACAAACCAACCUCCCAGUACUCCCUCGCAUAUGAGAAAGCAUCCAUCAUCUUCAACAUCUCCGCCGUCCUAUCCUGUAACGCCGCGCAUCAGAAUCGCCAUGAAGAUGUUGGUCUCAAGACUUCGUACCACUCGUUCCAGGCCUCGGCUGGCAUGUUCACAUACAUCAACGAGAACUUCCUACACGCGCCAUCCACAGAUCUGAGUCGCGAGACGGUCAAGACACUGAUAGCGAUUAUGCUGGCACAAGCGCAAGAAGUGUUUCUGGAGAAGCAGAUUGCGGACGGGAAGAAAGUUGGCUUGCUAGCCAAGCUGGCCAGCCAGGCUGCAUUUCUGUAUACCCAAGCUACGGAGGGCGCGCAAGAGAACGUUACAAAUGCAGUGUUUGAGAAGGUCUGGCUGUUAGUUUGUCAGAUCAAAUCGCACUUCAUGGCCUCUUUAGCACAAUACUACCAGGCACUUGCUGACGACGACGCGAACUCGCAUGGCGUAGCCAUUUGCAGGCUCCAAGUUGCGGAAGCAAACGCCAAAGACGCAAAUCGGGCAGCGAACGGCUUUCCGUCGAACACACCAGCGAACUCGAAUUUGACCGCAGAAACUGGGGCUUCACUGGCUGAGAUGACAAAGAAGCAUCUAACAAAUGUUCAAGAAAAACUGGCUGAAUUGUCCAAAGACAAUGACUUCAUCUACCACCAAGGCAUCCCGAAUGAGGCAGCCCUGACACCGGUCCCGAAGCUACCAGCAGCGAAAGCGAUACCCGUCAGCGAACUAUACCAAGGACAAGACAUUCAAAGAAUUAUCGGGCCCGACAUUUUCCAGAAGAUUGUGCCGCUGGCUGUAACCGAGUCUGCAAGUUUAUAUGAUGAAGAGAAGGCGAAGCUGAUACGAGCCGAAAGCGAGCGUGUCGAGGUUGCAAACGAUGAGAUGGCGGCAAGUCUGGACUACUUGAAGCUUCCGGAUAGCCUCAACGUGCUAAGAGGAGGCAUGGACCAGGAUAUGAUGGUCGACGAUGACUUCCGACAGUGGUGCGAGGAGCUCGCAGGCCACCAGCCCUUCACCACAGCUUUUGACCAGCUCAGCACUGAGAAAUCGGAGAUUACAACCAUGCUUGACGCAAGUAUGAAGCAGCUUGAUAUGGAAGAGAGCGUUUGCGAAAAGAUGCGGUCCAAGUAUGGACCUGAAUGGACACAACAGCCGAGCUCACGGUUAACGGCCACAUUGAGAAGUGACAUCAGAAACUAUCGAGGCGCGGUUGAAGAAGCGAGCACAAGCGAUGCACAGCUGUAUAGCACCUUUCGACAAUGCGAAGCGGACUUUGACGAGAUGCGAUCAGCUGGCGAGACAGAUGAGGCAGAUGUGUUGUACUCGAGAGCAAUGGUCAAGGCAGGCGCAACGAAAGGCAGGAGUCCAAGACCAGCAGAAGGCAACCUUAUCGAUGACGAUAUCGAUGAUGGCCCAACUGUUGCAGACCAGAUCGGAGCUGUUGAAGACUUGCUGCGGAAACUGAAUCUUGUUAAGAAAGAGAGGACACAGAUACUGAAAGACCUCAAAGACAAGGUCCACUCUGACGACAUCUCCAACGUCCUCAUUCUUAACAAGAAAGCGAUCGCAAACCAGGAAUCACAACUUUUCAAGGCUGAGCUCGAGAAGUUCCGGCCGCACCAGAACCGCGUCUUACAAGCCAACCACAAGCAGGCAUCGCUUCUAAAAGAGCUAACACGCACUUAUUCGGACUUGCUAAAGGAUAAGCGCGUGCGAUCUGAGCAGAGCAAAUACGAAGCCUACUCGAGGCAGAGAAACACGGUUAUGACAAAGUAUCGAAGAGUGUAUCAGAGUUUCAACGACCUCGUGGCCGGCCUUUUGCGCGCUCAAAGCUUCUAUUCAGAGAUGAAGGACACUGUAUCAAGUUUGCAGAAGAAUGUCGAAACCUUCGUAAACAAUAGACGGUCAGAGGGCGGGCAGCUGCUCUCAAAGAUUGAGCAGAGCAAGUCACAGGGCGCAGAUCAAGAGCAACAGCGUUUGAAAGACCUCAUGGAUCGUAUGUCCGUAGACCCCUCAAGUUCACCAGUCUCACAGGGUGGAGCCCGCAAGAAGAAUAUACCACCGCCACUAUCCUCGACACCCGCCUACUCCUCAUCCGGUCCCGGCCACCCAGCGUACAACCCUGCUGCCUCACCGCCCGUGACACCGCGUUAUCCCAUGACCACAGCCCCAGGACAGCAAGCCUAUAUGUCGCCACAGCAAUCAUUCGGUGGUUCCUCAAAUGGUUAUCAGCCGGCACCACCACGACGAGAUAGCUAUCAACAGUAUCCGCAGUCUCAACACCAACACCAGUCGUCACAUUCUUCGGUGUACAACCCAGCCAUACACAAUCAGUACAACCCUGUUUCGCCCCCCGCGCACCAGCAAUUUUUCUCUCCGCCGCCACUGCCACAGCAGCAGCAAUGGGCUCAGCCCCCGAGUCAGCAACAGUGGGCUGGUGCGCCGCAACCUAAUUUACCUCAGGGAUAUGUACCGCCCCCGCCGCCACCAGGACCGCCGCCGAGCCAGAAUGUGGAUUAUAGUCACUUUUCGCAGGGAGGGUAUCCGAGUGGGCCUGGAGGCUAUUCUAGUGCACAACGGCAGGGCAGUCAAGGAGGACAGCAGGGGGGGCAACAGGGCGGGAAUGAUCCUUGGGCGGGGUUGAGUGGGUGGAAGUGAAGGGUUCUGGAGAGCACAAACUUGAGCCGAAGCAAUUACAGACGAUCAAUUUAUAUGGCUUUGGGAGUCCGGUUGCAAAUCUUCGAACUUAUGCACACUUAUUCAGCACAGCGUGGAGGGAGAAUAACGCGGCAUUGGAGGCAUGUUGUAGCAGCGGGUGGUAGGAAUAGGAUAUGCAUAGGUGUAUAUAUUGGGGACGCAUACAGGCAUAUUUUCAACCACAUACUUUGCUAGUUCAGCUAUCUCGCAGUGAAUCCCUCCCUGACCCCUUAUCAACUCACCAUCAACGUUUUCCAACUAGGCAUAUCCAACAUCUGCAUCAGCUCUUUCGUUAGUGCCUGCUCACAUCCAACUCUGCACCCAAACACACUACCUCCAACACCGAUAACGAACGAACAGAUUUCCCACCUGCUUA